Halichondria panicea is the source of this 3118-nucleotide messenger RNA. RefSeq lists its product as uncharacterized. The transcript has 20 exons. Lineage: Eukaryota; Metazoa; Porifera; Demospongiae; Suberitida; Halichondriidae. Gene Ontology annotation, molecular function: protein binding. The record is from RefSeq and is a predicted model, not a curated record. Gene Ontology annotation, biological process: signal transduction. The coding region runs from base 617 to 2446 and encodes 609 amino acids.
GAUGGUUGCGAGUUCUUUAACCAUAGAUACUAUGCUUUAAACAAUGGAGUUUUUUGUCAGAAGAUCUCUCCUACUUGUUUUUGCAAUUGGGCUUUCAGCUGUAGAGGCCUCUCUGGUGUCCAACACUAGUGUGGCAUGUCCUGGAGAGGCAGUUCUGUUCACAUGCUCUUCGCCUGGUACUUCAGUGAGAUGGCAAGUGGCUCCUCCAGCGGAAUCUGGGUUGAUGUAUGUACAAAGUGCAAUCUUGCUUGGUUCUGGAGUUGGUCGAAGGGACACAUUUGGAUCUGGAGUGAUCAUGUUUGAGGCUGUUCUUGUGAGCAAUGAUGGUGGAACUCUGACUUCCACUCUCAUCAACCUCAGUGAAGUGUCUGUACUGGAUGAUAGCAAUGUCACUUGUACAAUUGUUAGUGGUGGUGGUGAUGUAAUAGCUACUGUCGAUGUCAUAGUUGCUGUUGCUCCAACCUUUCCACUCAACCUAAGACAGUCCACUAGUCAAAAUCAAAUCAACUCGUCCAUUAUCAAUGUAGAGUGAGACCCUCCCUCCUCUACUGGUGGUGUGUCUGUCAGGUAUGUCCUCACCAUCUCCCCAACACCUCUUUCCGGGUCACCAGUAACCAUGGACACCACCUCAGCACAGAUGACCAUCUCGUAUAACACUCCCUACAAUGUGUCUAUUAGAGCUGUCAACUGUGCUGGCUCUAGUACUGAUGUAAUGGUGAUGAUUCCAUCUAUUGCUGUUUGCCCCUCCAACCCAACACCUGCGGACCAAGUGACCAUCGUUGGUGCUCCUCCACUGCCUGCACUAUUAGAAUCAACCCUGAGCUUCACUUGUAAUGGACAGACGGUAACAGCAUCCUGUGAGAGUGAUGGACGAUGGUCACUUGAUCCUACCACUUACGUAUGUAGCUCAGAGGUCACCUGUGGCUCUCCUGCUCCUUUCAGAGGCAGUGUGGAUAUCAGUGGUGGGGCACCACCCUUCCCAUUGAGUUCAGAGGUGACCUAUCGCUGUAACAAAGGACUGUUCCCGGCUGGUGUUAUGACCAGUACAUGUGAGAGUGUAGGUGGAGUGGGAACUUGGAGACCAGACACUAAUAUCACCUGCAGAGACAUGCUUGUAAACUGCUCUCUCCCUGAGGAGCCAUCCAACGGAACCAUAUUGAACUAUGAGAGGUUGAAUGAGACAGUGCUGGAGGGAACAGUGCUGACUUACCGGUGUGACAAUGGACUCUCACUGACAGGACCCAACACCAUCACUUGCACUAACGCUGGAGUUUGGAGCACUGAGCCUGAGGCAAUCAUGUGUGUACCCCCAACAACUGAAACUGUUGUCCCCCCCUCUAUUGGACUUAUAGUUGGUGGUGUUUUUGGUGGAACACUGGUGCUGGUGUGUCUCAUACUCAUCGUGGUGAUUGCCCUGUGCUUACUGAGGAGACAGAAAUCAGACGAGCUCAAUGAAGAUGUGGUGGAGAUGUCGGGACUUCAGGGAGACUACAGUGAGCUGAGGCAUGACGGCCCAAGGAAUGCAAAGAAAGCCCAACCUCCUCCUCCUGACUCUGAGGGUUACAGCAGAGUCAAUCGUAGCCCGGAUGCUGGAGCACUAACUUACGAUGAGGUGGUCCUCAACUCAGACAAUAAAAUAGGAGUCAACUCAGAAGGCUACAGUACAAUGAACACUAAACAGACUCAGAGGCUCCCCGGCUAUGGCCAGCUCGGCAAUGUGGCUACAGUGGAGCCAGUGGUCUAUGCUGCCCUUAGCUCCAGCCAGCCCCACAAGAAAGGCAGCAACACGACUGCCACAGUGGACCAGCACCACGUCACCUACGCCACUGUGGAUGUUGCUGCCACCAGUAGGAAGCAAGCCAAGGCAGCCACCCUCCCCGCCAGCCCAACAGCCUCAGCCCCAGCCCCGCCUGAUGUGGACAAGCUCCUGGACAUUGACCAGGCCUUGGUGCAGAUCAGGUCAAUGGACCACAAAUGGAGGGAGCUGGCUGAGACUAUGAGGCUGCCUGAAACAAUGAUUGAACAGAUCGAGGAUUCGUGUGGCAACAACCACGCUGGCUGUCUAACGGAGGUGAUCGACCAGUGGAUGAGGAGUUGCUCCGGGCGACCAACCUGGAGGGAGCUGGCUGGUCAUCUUAGUAAGAUCGGAGAGGAGCAACUGGCAAAGGAAUUCAUAAAUAUCUACGAUACUGGUCGCCUCCCAGUGGAGUUGAACAUGAAGGCAGUACCAAGUACCGUGUACAAGUACGACCGAGCCCCUCCCCCUCCUCUCCCCUCUCGAUCCCCCACCAUGACAGAUGACGGCCCCGGAUUACCAAAGGCACUGCCUCCCUCACGUCCUCCUAAACCAACUAUUGAGAUAGUUCCAGCCCGUCCCCCUAAACCAGCCCUUAACAACGAACCCCCGGCACCUCCACUCCCUUCUAAGCACUACACCAAGCACUAGCUGCUGUACUGAAGUGGUUGACUAAUGGAGGGAUGGAAGAGUUGCUCUGGACGACCAACAUGGAGGGAGCUGGCAGACCAUAAUUAUCUUAGUAAGAUCUGGGAGGAGCAACUGGCAAAGGAACUCCUGAGGCUGCUGCUAGCUGGUACUAUGUGGCUGAGAGUGUGAGGCUCUACUCUCAGGAGACCUGGAGGGUGGUCACACAGACCAGGGGAGUGCAGCUGGUAGAGCAGCACAUCCACAAAGUGGUGGACUUCUACAUCUCCCAGAGCCAGGCGGCCAACCAUGCAGUGAGAGAGAGGAAUGUAGCCUGCAUCUGUACUGCAGAGCUGGGCACUAAGGUGGGUGGGUGGUCAUGUGAUAAUGGUGCCUGUGUAACCUACUGGAGCUUUACAUAUAAUCCCCUAAACUCCGUCAUGGCUACUUCUUUAGUAGUAGCACAUUAUUAUACUUAUGUUUACACCUUAAACAGCUCAGCAAUAUCCCCCUCCAAACAUGCACACACACACACACACGCCCGCACACAUGCACACACACACACACACACACACACACACACACACACACACACACACACACACACACACACACACACACACACACACACACACACACACACACACACACACACACACACACACACACACACACACACACACACACACACACACA